Messenger RNA from Egretta garzetta (little egret), 13401 nucleotides. RefSeq names its product dynein heavy chain 5, axonemal-like. The record is from RefSeq and is a predicted model, not a curated record. The coding region runs from base 1 to 13401 and encodes 4466 amino acids. Gene Ontology annotation, biological process: microtubule-based movement. NCBI's taxonomy places the organism in Eukaryota, Metazoa, Chordata, Aves, Pelecaniformes, Ardeidae. Gene Ontology annotation, molecular function: minus-end-directed microtubule motor activity; dynein light intermediate chain binding; dynein intermediate chain binding. Gene Ontology annotation, cellular component: dynein complex. The transcript has 74 exons.
AUGGAGGAGACUGUGGGAGACACAGAAAGUAAGCAUCGUAGACGUGGAGGGGACCUGAAAUCAAGGAGCACUGAGCUAGGAUCCGCUGUUACAGGACCACCUUUGACUGCUGUUCUUCCGACGACUGGUAAGAAAAGUAUAGUACUUUCCAGUGAAACUAGGAAAGAACUUGCCAAGCAAGCCAAAGUCACCAAAGAGGAGAGAAGAGCUCAGAUAGAUGAAAGACAUAAGUAUUUGAUAUCAAGAUUAGCAGAUGGGAUAGGCUUAAGUGAGCAGCAAGUGGAGGAGGCCAUUAUUUCUGAUGGCAAGUUCCAACUUAUAGAACAAUUCUUUGCCCCUAGUGGACUUAAAAAGUUGCUCUUCUUUUACCAAGAUGUAUUGCAGCAAAAACCGAAUGCCUCAUUGAGGUCAGAUGCGUCAACGAACAGUUUGCUUCAGAAGAAGUUAUUUAUUACCACGGGUUCUACUGAGAACUUUACAGGAACUUGUGCAUUUUUCCUAAGGACAUCAGAUAAAGUUAUAACUGCAUCAAAUGUUUCUCAGGAGGUGAAUUUUGGCGUAUUUGAUUGUACUAAUGGAAAUAUCCUUCAGGGCUUGGAAUUUUUUUUGUCCCAAAUCAUGAUACCAGCACUUAAAUCCCAACAGAACUGGGGAGCUGUGAAAGAAGGGUUGAAGAACAGCCAGAUACAAGACUUUCUGUAUUCAGUGGAUAAAUUUGUGGGUACUUUGUCAUCAUCAAGACAGAAUAUAGAAGACAAAAUUCAGCUCAUAAAAGUGGAUAUUGAUGUUUAUGUCAGCAACUUACAGAACCCAUCUGACUACAUAACUGCAGCCAGUAACACAGAGGUCACUGAGAAACUUGAAGAAGCGGUCAUGAUUUGGAUCAAACAGAUCAGACAAGUUUUAGUGGAGAGUGAACAAAUGAGAAGAGAAGCUGAUGACAUUGGUCCAGCUGCAGAGCUGGAACACUGGAAGACAAGAAUGUCAUCUUUUAACAGCCUUUUAGAUGAGAUCAAGAGUUCAAGAGUAAAGAAAAUCAUAAGUAUUCUUCAGGCAGCAAGAUCAAAGACAUUAAAGCAGUGGAAAGAGCUGGAUGGUAAUAUAACCAUUGCUGCCAAUGAAGCUAAAGACAAUGUGAGAUAUUUAUAUACAUUGGAUAAAUUUUUUGGACCACUUGCCAAAGCUUCACCUGUAACAAUGAUGGAACACGUACCCAGUUUAAUGCAUACUGUCUGUAUGAUCUACUGCACAUCACCAUACUACAACACAUCAGAGCGCAUGACAUCUCUUCUUCUUAAAAUCACUAAUCAAAUGAUUAACACAUGCAAGACGUAUCUACGUGAAGGUGUCUCAAAAAUCUGGGAUCUGGACAGGCAAGAAUUGCUAAGGAGGAUACAGCAAUGUAUUUCCCUCAAAGAACAGUAUCAAACAUCCUUUCAGAGAAUUAGGGAGUCACUAAAGGAAAAUCCAAGUGACAGGCAAUUUGAUUUCAGUGAAAACUAUAUAUUUGGAAAAUUUGAUACUUUCUGUAAACGCUUGGAGAAGAUUUCAGACAUGAGCAAUGUUAUGGAAAACCUUUUAGAACUCCAGCGUAUAAAAAUCGAAGGUAUUGAAGAGAUCAGUACUCAUUACCAGAGCAUUGCUACAAACACCAAAUCCAAACAGUAUGAUGUUCUGGAUCACAAAAAAAAAGAGUUUGAAAAAGAUUACCUUGAAUUUAAGAACCAAAUUGCAGCAUUGUAUGAGUCCAUACAAGGAUAUGUGGAUUCCUGGUUUGAGAAGACUGUAACUACUGAACAGAUGCUGGGACUUCUGAUGAAGCUUGAACAAAUAGGAGAAAAUCAUUUUGAUCUUGAUGAGAAGUAUACCAUUGUCCUUCAGCGAUACAGCCAAGACUUAGAGUUUGUUCGAGAACUCUACCAGAAGCAAAAAGAAAAUCCACCUAUACCACGUAAUAUACCUCCAGUAACAGGGAAGAUUAUGUGGGCUCAGCAGUUAUACAGAAAAAUUGACCAUCCAAUGACAUUCCUUAAAAAGAAAACCGCACUUUUGAAGACACUGGAAAUGAAAAAGGUUAUUAAAAGCUACAAUAAAAUGGCUGCAGUUCUUUUGGAAUUUGAACUUAUUUAUCAUAGAGCCUGGUGCGGGUUUGCUGACCAGGCCAGAAAUGCUCUGUAUGCUUCCUUACUUGUCAGGCACCCAGAAACCAAGGAAUUACUUGUAAACUUGGAUCCAGUGGUCCUGGAAGUACUUUAUGAAACAAAGUACCUGAAAAAAAUGUAUUUUGAAGUUCCAGAUGUCAUCCUUGGCUUGUGUGCAGAUGAAGAACAGAUUAAAAGACAUCAGAAAGAACUACAGAAUCUGUUGAUCAAUUACAAAGAGCGUCUGGAUGGGAUUCCUGUUAUGCUGAAACCACUGAUGAAACCAUUCAUAGGACAAGUUGAGGAUGCCCUCACUCCGGGCCUGAUGCAGCUGUCGUGGACUUCUUUGAACAUCAAUAAAUUUAUUAGGAAUGUUUAUAGUACCCUGAGGGAGUUGGACUAUGUAGUCAAAGAAGCAUCUGAUACCCUGGAAUGCAGAAUUGGAAGAAUUCUGGAGGAUAUGUCAAACACUGCUCUGAUGAUUUUGCCAGAAGAUGAACCUAUAGAUGUGCUUUCUUUCCUGGAACAGACAGAAAAGCUUGCUAUGUCUACUGCUCACAAAUUGUCUCAACAGAGUCAGCAAGUGGAAUGCUCCGUGUAUGAACUGGUGGAUAGUCUUAAGCACAGGCUGAAAGCAGAUGAUGGAAGAACUCUGGAGGAUUCAUAUGCCUGUACACAUCUUGACAUGAAACAGAAAACACGCUGCCAAGAAUGCCUGUCCUGUAGUUACUAUAAUUUGAUCGGACAGCUUUGUCAGAAGAAUACUGACUCUUUAGUCAGAUGUACAAAGAAUUCUUUAGAGUCCUUAAGACAUCGACUGCGCGUUGUUGACUCCAGGUAUCAGAUGACCAAGUUUUUAGAGACACAGAGGCUUCCUUUGUUCAAAGCUGAAAUUCAGCUGGCUAUUCCAAAUGUUGUCUUGAGACCAAGUCUUGAAGAUAUUCAGAGUGCUGUAAACAAAGCAGUAAAUAUCAUAUUAUCAGUAACCAAAGAUAUCCCCCUGUGGAAAUUUGCUUACUUACAUCAUAAACAGCAGCAGAUUGAACAAGCUAUUGCUGUAGAGCUUGGUGAUGAGAGCAAACUCAUGAGGAUGGUGGCACUGAAACCUUUAGACAAACAGAUCAUUGAACAUAAGGAUGUAAACAAAGUCGUGAUCCAACUAAAUACAGUUAUUUUAUCGCUCAGAACUGAAGCAUCGGAUCUUCUGAACAGCUUUUCUGAAUUUUCAGGCAUCUGGAACAAGAGAGGGAUCAUUUAUAUUUGCACAGUAGAUCAGGCAGCUGAUAUAAUUUUAUAUGUAUAUAUAAAAUAUAAACCCUCAAUUAGAAACACAAAUCAGAGAACUGCCAAAUCACUGUGUACUGGAAUCAGUGGACAUUGCAACAGAGUCAUUGAAAAUAGCCUUGCCACAGACAUGGAUGAAAUUUAUUCAUUCAUUGAAAAUAUUACCAAGCGAUUAAGCAGACCUAUUCAUGACCUUGAUGAUGUACGGGAAGCAAUGGAAACACUAAAGGAAAUUCGAGAGAAUGAGAUUAAAAUUGACAUGAUAGUUGGACCUAUAGAAGAAUCUUACUCUGUGCUUCAUAAAUACAAUCUGCUCUUUCAAGAUGGAAAUACAGAAAGAGUUGAUGGAUUGGCUUAUGCCUGGAAGAACCUAAAUACACAGGCACUGCAGGUUGAGGACUUGCUGCUGAAGGUACAGCCAGACAUGAAAACAGAUUUACUGAGUGGUGUUCAAAAAUUCCAGACUGAUGCUGUGGAAUUUUACAAAGAUUAUGAUGAAAAGGGCCCUGGUGAGGGGAAUGUUCCUCCCCAUGAAGCAAGUGACAGAUUACAGAUCUUUCAAGCCAAAUUUGAUGAACUAUGGAGGAAGUAUAUCUUUCUUUCUGGUGGGGAAGAAUUAUUUGGUCUUCCUAUCACAGAGUAUCCUGAACUGCACAGAAUUAAACGUGAGCUUUCAUUGCUUCAGAAACUUUACAGUCUUUAUAAUUCAGUUACUGCUAGUAUCGAUGGAUACAAUGAAAUGCUUUGGAAUGAUCUAAAUAUUGAAAAAAUUAACAAUGAACUUCUGGAUUUUCAAAACAGGGUCCAUAAGUUACCAAAAGCAUUGAAGGAAUGGCAAGCUUUUCAAGACCUGAAAAGAAAAAUUGAUGACUUCACAGAGAGCUGUCCUUUGCUUGAAAUGAUGGCAAACAAAGCAAUGACGUCACGACACUGGGAAAGAAUUGCACAAGUAACUGGGCAUCACUUUCAUGUUGACUCUGAAAAUUUUGCUUUGAAAAACAUAAUGGAUACCUCUUUAUUAAAGUAUAAAGAAGAUAUUGAGGAUAUCUGCAUCAGUGCUGUUAAAGAAAAGGAUAUUGAAGCAAAAUUGAAGCAUGUCAUCAGUGAAUGGAGUACUCAUGCUUUCAGUUUUGGCCAAUUCAAAACUCGAGGAGAACUCCUUCUGAAAGGAUCAGAUAUAUUGGAGAAAAUAGCUUUGGUGGAAGACAGCCUCAUGAUAUUGGGAUCGCUCAUGAGCAACAGGUAUAAUGCACCAUUUAAAUCCACUAUACAACAGUGGGUUCAGAAGUUGACCAAUACUGCAGAGAUAAUUGAAAACUGGAUUACUGUACAAAACCUCUGGAUUUACCUUGAAGCUGUGUUUGUUGGUGGAGACAUUGCAAAACAACUACCUCAGGAAGCCAGAAGAUUUCAGAACAUUGAUAAAUCAUGGCAGAGAAUUAUGCAGAGAGCUCAUGAAACAUCAAACAUUGUGCAGUGCUGUGUUGGAGAUGAAACUUUGGCACAGCUAUUACCACAUUUGCUGGAGCAAUUGGAAAUCUGUCAGAAAUCACUGACCGGGUAUUUGGAAAAAAAACGGUUAAUAUUUCCAAGAUUUUUUUUUGUAUCUGAUCCUGUUCUUCUGGAAAUCCUUGGUCAAGCAUCUGAUUCCCACACUAUCCAGGCGCAUUUAUUAAGUUUGUUUGACAAUGUUAACCGAGUGGGAUUUCAUGAAAAAAACUACGACCAGAUUUUAUUGUUUGAAUCUCAAGAAGGAGAACAGGUCAAUAUUAUUGAACCAGUUUCAGCUCAGGGUAAUGUGGAAUUCUGGUUAGGUCAGCUGCUGAAUGGGAUUAGGAAAACAAUCCACACCAUCAUUAGACAAGCAUCAAUGGCCAUUAGCGAUUCAGGAUUUAAGCUGUAUGACUUUCAGACAAUGUUUCCUGCACAAAUAGGACUUCUGGGAAUUCAAAUGAUCUGGACCAGAGAUGCAGAGAAUGCAUUGAACAGUACCAAAACAGACAAAAAGGUAAUGCACACAACAAAUCAGAAGUUUUUGGAACUUUUAAAUGAUUUGAUUGACAUGACAACACACAAUCUGACAAGAAUGGAGCGCACAAAGUAUGAAACUUUAAUCACCAUUCAUGUGCACCAGAAGGAUAUCUUUGAAGACUUGGUCCGUAUGAACAUUAAAUCUCCGUCUGAUUUUGAAUGGCAAAAACAGUCUCGAUUUUAUUUUCUUGAAGACUUGGAUAAAUGCAUUAUCCAAAUCACUGAUGUAGAGUUCACCUAUUGCAAUGAAUACUUAGGGUGUACAGACAGACUUGUUAUAACUCCCUUAACUGACAGGUGUUACAUCACCCUGGCACAGGCCCUGGGCAUGAGUAUGGGUGGUGCACCCGCAGGACCUGCAGGGACAGGGAAAACAGAGACAACUAAAGACAUGGGCAAAUGCCUGGGGAAGUAUGUUGUUGUUUUCAAUUGUUCAGACCAAAUGGACUACAGAGGACUUGGCCGUAUCUAUAAAGGUUUAGCCCAGUCAGGUGCAUGGGGUUGCUUUGAUGAAUUUAACCGCAUUGAACUUCCAGUUUUAUCAGUAGCUGCUCAGCAGAUAUAUAUUGUACUUCAGUGUAAGAAAAAUAAGAAACCUCAGUUCAUUUUCACUGACGGUGAUGUUGUUGACAUGGACAGAGAAUUUGGUAUAUUUCUGACUAUGAACCCUGGCUAUGCAGGACGACAGGAACUUCCAGAAAAUCUGAAGAUUCAGUUUCGCACAGUUGCUAUGAUGGUGCCUGACCGUAGCAUUAUUAUGCGAGUCAAGCUGGCAAGUGCUGGUUUCCGAGACAACCAAGUCCUUAGUCGAAAAUUCUAUACACUCUACAAACUCUGUGAAGAGCAGUUAUCUAAACAGGUUCACUAUGACUUUGGGCUUAGAAAUAUCCUGUCUGUUUUAAGAACACUUGGAGCAGUGAAAAGAUCUAAUCCCAAAGAGCCAGAGAAAACCGUAGUGAUGAGAGUUCUGCGAGACAUGAACCUCUCCAAACUGGUGGAUGAAGAUGAACCUUUAUUUAUGAGUCUCAUUAAUGACCUAUUCCCUGGAAUUACUCUGGAUAAAGCUGGGUAUCCUGAACUACAGUCAGCCAUUCAGAAACAGGCAGAGAAAGCAGGGCUUAUUCAUCAUCCACCAUGGAUACUUAAACUCAUUCAGCUGUAUGAAACUCAACGAGUCCGACAUGGUAUGAUGACUCUAGGUCCAACUGGUGCAGGAAAGACAAAAUGCAUUAAUAUUUUGAUGAAAGCAAUGACAGAUUGUGGUGCUCCUCAUAAAGAGAUGAGAAUGAACCCAAAGGCAAUCACAGCUUCCCAGAUGUUUGGUACCCUUGAUGUUGCUACAAAUGACUGGACAGAUGGUAUUUUCUCUACAUUAUGGAGAAAAACUUUAAAAGCAAAGAAGGGUGAGCAUAUCUGGAUAGUUUUGGAUGGACCUGUUGAUGCAAUAUGGAUUGAAAAUCUGAAUUCUGUUCUGGAUGAUAAUAAGACCCUUACUUUAGCAAAUGGAGAUCGUAUUCCAAUGUCCCCGAGUUGCAAAAUUAUUUUUGAACCUCACAACAUUGACAAUGCUUCCCCUGCAACAGUUUCUCGUAAUGGGAUGGUCUUCAUGAGUUCUUCAGUGUUAGAUUGGAAGCCUAUUUUAAGAGCUUGGCUGCAAACGCUACCUGUUACCUACUCUGAAGUCCUAUGGAAUUGCUUUAAUGCUGUAUUUCAGGAUGUGAUAGAUUUUGUUUUCUCUGCUGUGACACCAAAAAUGCCAAUUUUAGAAUGUAUGUACAUCAAACAAGCUAUUGACCUCCUACAGGGUUUAUUGUCCGACCAAUAUGAGAAGCAGCUCAGCGAGGAACAUAUUGCUCGCUUGUUCGUUUUUGCUGUAAUGUGGUCAGCCGGAGCUCUUUUGGAACCGGAUGACAGGCUGAAAAUGGAGCUGUUCUUACGGAAGCACUCUGCAGUGAAAGAACUUCCAGCUGUGAAUGGAGAAGAAACCAUGUUUGAAUUUGGUAUCAAUGCCUGUGGCCAGUGGGAGCACUGGUCAAAGAAGGUCCCUGAAUAUAUUUACCCUAAAGAUUUGGUACCAGAAUAUACUUCCAUUCUAGUUCCAAAUGUAGACAGUGUCCGAACAGACUUUCUGAUGGACACUAUCAUGAGGCAAGGAAAAGCCGUCCUGCUAAUUGGGGAACAGGGAACAGCAAAAACAGUUAUGAUUAAGGAUUACACAAGCAAGUAUGAUCCUGAUGCUCACUUGACCAAAUGCCUAAACUUUUCUUCUGCAACUCUGCCAAAUAUGUUCCAGAGGAGCAUAGAAAGUUACAUAGAUAAAAGAAUGGGCACUACAUAUGGUCCUCCGGCAGGGAAGAAAAUGACUGUCUUUAUUGAUGACAUCAACAUGCCUGUGAUUAAUGAAUGGGGUGAUCAGAUCACCAAUGAGAUUGUAAGACAGCUGAUGGAACAGAAAGGUUUCUACAAUUUGGAGAAGCCAGGAGAAUUCACAAAUGUGGUUGACAUCCAGUUUGUAGCUGCUAUGAUUCACCCUGGGGGAGGUCGGAAUGACAUCCCACAGCGCCUGAAACGCCAGUUUACCAUCUACAACUGCACACUGCCUUCCAGUUCUUCUAUUGACAAAAUAUUUCAAACAAUAGCUGAAGGCUAUUUCUGUGAACAACGAGGAUUCUCUGCAGAAAUAUGUAAACUGGCUUCAGCACUAGUAUCUACAGCUCGAAAGGUUUGGCAGACAACAAAAGCAAAGAUGUUGCCAACUCCAGCUAAAUUUCAUUACAUCUUUAAUUUACGAGACCUCAGUCGUAUUUGGCAAGGAAUACUUACAGUUACUUCUGAAGUCUGCCAGAGCAUCAGUGUUUUGGUAGCCUUGUUCCAGCAUGAAUGCAGACGUGUUAUUGCAGACAGGUUCAUCAGCCAAAGUGAUAAAGACUGGUUUGAAGAUAUGAUGAAAAAGAUUGCUUCUGCAGAGCAUAGUCAAAACCUGUUUGAAGAUAAAUCCACAGAAUUAUACUUUGUGGAUUUCUUGCGUGAUGUCCCAGAAGCUACUGGAGAUGAACCUGAUGAUGCAGAGUUGAAGGCUCCUAAAAUUUAUGAGCCUAUCCCAUCUUUGGAUUAUUUGGCUGAAAGAUUACAGAUGUUCAUGCAACAGUACAAUGAAACCAUCAGAGGAUCAAAGAUGGAUUUAGAUGCAAUCAUACAUUUGAUUAAAAUAUCACGGAUUAUUCGUACUCCACAAGGAAAUGCAUUGUUGGUGGGUGUGGGUGGAUCUGGAAAACAGAGUCUGACCAGACUAGCAUCAUAUAUUGCUGGAUAUGAGAGCUUUCAGAUUACUUUAACAAGAACAUAUGCCACCAAUAACCUUUUGGAUGAUCUGAAAAUCUUGUACCGCACUGCUGGGCAAAAAGGAAAGGGCAUUGUCUUUAUAUUCACAGACAAUGAAAUCAGAGAUGAAUCAUUUCUUGAGUACAUGAACAAUGUUUUGGCUUCAGGUGAAGUCUCAAAUCUUUUUGCAAGAGAUGAAAUAGGUGAAAUCACACAAGACCUGAUACCAGCAAUGAAGAAGGAGUAUCCAAGGCGUACUCCCACUGGUGAAAAUCUUUAUAAUUACUUUCUUGCUCGAGUUCGUAAUAACUUGCAUGUCAUUCUUUGUUUUUCUCCUGUUGGGGAAAAAUUCAGAACUCGUGCACUCAAAUUUCCAGGUCUGAUUUCAGGCUGUACCAUGGACUGGUUCCAGCGCUGGCCUAAAGAUGCUCUUGUAGCAGUUGCACAGCAUUUUUUAGUUUCCUACCAUAUUGAGUGCACAGAUGAAGUGAAACAGAGUGUCAUUAAUACCAUGGGGACAUUUCAAGAUAUUGUAGCUGAAAAAUGUGUUGAAUACUUUGAACGAUAUAGGCGACGAACAUUUGUGACUCCAAAAUCUUACCUGUCCUUCAUUGGAGGCUACAAAGCUAUUUACAAAGAGAAGUUUGCCAGUGUUGGAAGUUUGUCUGAACGCAUGAGAACAGGUCUUGCAAAGCUGAUGGAAGCUGAGUUUUCAGUAAAUCAGCUCUCCAAAGUGUUGGUGAUGAAGGAGAAAGAUUUGGCUGUAGCUUCAAAAAAAGCUGAUGAAGUUUUAUUGGAAGUAACUAUGAAAGCCCAAGCUGCCGAAAAGGUGAAAAUGCAGGUGCAAAAGGUAAAAGACAAGGCACAGGCCAUUGUGGAUGACAUUGCCAUUGAUAAAGCAGCAGCAGAAGAGAAGCUUGAAGCUGCAAGACCUGCACUGGAAGAAGCCGAGGCAGCCCUGCAGACAAUAAAACCUUCUGACAUUGCAACUGUUCGCAAACUGGGUAAACCUCCUCACUUGAUAAUGCGAAUUAUGGAUUGUGUGCUACUUUUAUUCCAAAGAAAAAUAGACUCAGUAACACCUGAUCAAGAACGCCCAUGUGUGAAGCCAUCAUGGAGUGAGGCUCUGAAGCUAAUGAAUAAUUCAGGAUUUCUUAGCAUGUUGCUUACUUUCCAGAAGGACUCAAUUACAGGAGAAACUGUGGAGCUUUUAGAGCCUUACUUGGAUAUGGAGGAUUAUAAUCUUGAGACUGCUAAAAAAGUGUGUGGAAACGUAGCAGGUCUUUGCUCAUGGACACAAGCAAUGGCUUACUUCUAUGGUAUUAAUAGAGAAGUUCUUCCUCUUAAGGCAAAUUUAGCCUUGCAAGAGGGAAGACUUGCAGCUGCCCAAAUGGAACUGAACAAUGCACAAAUUCAGCUGGAUGAGAAACAAAUGGAACUGGAUCAAGUACAAGCCAUGUAUGACACUGCUAUGAAAGAGAAGCAGGCCCUACUUGAUGAUGCUGAGGCAUGCAGAAGGAAGAUGAACAAUGCCACAGCUCUGAUCGAAGGAUUAGAUGGAGAAAAGCUUCGUUGGACAGCAAGCAGCAAAAACUUUCAAAAUCAAAUUAUUGAUUUAGUAGGGAAUGUUCUUCUGGCCACUGGAUUUCUCUCUUACUCUGGACCUUUCAAUCAGGAGUACAGGAAUUUGCUGCUCCAAAUGUGGAAGAAAGAGAUGGACAACAGCAAGAUUCCAUACAGUAAUGUUAAAGUGGGUGACAAGGAGGUAGAUCUGAUGAAGGGGUUUACCCUUUAUAUGACAACAAAAUUGGCUAAUCCUGCCUACACUCCAGAAGUUAGUGCAAGAACAACUGUGAUUGACUUUACUGUUACUAUGAAAGGGCUGGAAGAUCAGCUCCUUGGCCGUGUCAUCCUCACAGAAAAACAGGAGCUGGAGGCAGAAAGAGUCAAACUGAUGGAAGAAGUAACGUCUAACAAGAGGAAAAUGCAGGAGCUUGAAGAUAAUCUACUCUUCCGUCUAACCAGUACGGAGGGCUCUUUGGUUGAAGAUGAGUCUCUGAUAGAAGUCCUAAGAAUCACUAAAACAACAGCAGAAGAGGUCAGUGAAAAAUUAAACACAGCAGCGGAGACAGAGGUGAAAAUCAAUACUGCACGUGAAGAGUAUCGGCCCGUUGCUUGUCGUGGUAGCAUCCUUUAUUUCCUAAUUGUGGAAAUGAGCUUGGUCAAUGUCAUGUACCAAACAUCCUUACGGCAGUUCCUUGGCAUUUUUGACCUAUCAGUGGAAAGAUCUCAGAAAUCUCAGAUCACAGCAAAAAGAGUAGCAUAUGUAAUUGAGCAUCUCACCUAUGAAGUCUUCAAGUACGCAGUUCGAGGGCUGUAUGAAAAUCACAGAUUCCUGUUUACUUUGCUUCUGGCACUGAAGAUUGACUUGCAGGCCAAGAAAGUUUCACACACUGAGUUUGAGACACUGAUCAAAGGAGGUGCCAGUUUGGAUCUGAAUUCUGUGGAACCAAAACCAAAAAAGUGGAUCCUUGACACUACAUGGCUCAAUCUUGUGCAGUUAUCUAGCUUGUACCCUUUUAAUCAACUUCUGGUGCAAGUUGUUAGGAAUGAGAAGUCUUGGAAAGCUUGGUUUGAUGAAGAAGCACCUGAAAAAGCUGUCAUUCCUGAUGGGUAUGACAGCUUACUGGAUCAAUUCCGUAAACUGCUCCUUGUCCGUAGCUGGUGCCCUGAUCACACCGUUGCCCAAGCUCGACACUACAUUGCAGAAUCUCUUGGAGGGAAAUAUGCAGAAGGAUUUAUUCUUGAAAUGGAAGCAAUGUGGACAGAAAGUGACUGUCGAACACCUUUGACAUGCCUUUUAUCAAUGGGGUCUGACCCCACUGAAAAUAUAGAACGUCUUGCAAAAUCAAAGAACAUUCCCUGUUGUUCCAUUUCAAUGGGUCAGGGCCAGGAAGUCCAUGCAAGGCGCCUGUUAAAUCAGUGCAUACAAGAUGGAGGAUGGCUCCUUCUACAGAACUGCCACCUUGGCUUGGAGUUUCUUAGUGAAUUAAUGGAUGCCAUCACAACAACAGAAGCUAUGAAUGAAGGUUUCAGGACCUGGAUCACUACAGAGGCUCACCCGGAGUUUCCUAUUAAUCUUUUACAGUCCUCUAUCAAAUUUACUAAUGAACCCCCUCAAGGUGUGAAAGCUGGCCUAAAACGAACAUACUCAGCUGUUACUCAGGAUCACCUAGAAGUGAGCAACAUGCCACAGUGGAAACCAUUGCUGUAUGCUGUAGCAUUUCUUCACACAGCUGUUCAGGAAAGACGAAAGUUUGGUCCAUUGGGCUGGAAUAUUCCUUAUGAAUUUAAUCAGGCAGACUUUGCAGCCAGUGUGCAAUUUGUUCAGAAUCAUUUGGAUGAUAUGGACAUUAAACAUGGAGUGAACUGGAGCUGUGUUCGCUAUAUGCUUGGAGAAGUACAGUACGGUGGCCGUGUAACUGAUGACCUUGACAAAGCACUGCUGAAUACAUAUGCAAGAGUGUGGUUUGGAGAGCAUAUGUUUAGUGAAAAAUUUUGUUUCUACAAGGAUUAUGUUAUUCCAAAAGGGAAAACAGUUGAAGACUAUCUCCAGUACAUAGAGCAAUUGCCAGUGAUUGAUACACCUGAGGUAUUUGGACUUCACCCUAAUGCAGAUAUAACUUACCAGACUAACCUGGCUAAUGAGACAUUAAGUACAAUAGUGAGCAUCCAGCCCAAAGACAGCAGCACUGGAGGAGGGGAAACCCGAGAAGCAGUGGUGCAGCGUCUUGCUGAUGAGAUGCUAGAGAAGUUACCUCCAGAUUAUAACCCUCAUGAGGUGAAAGCCCAGCUUCAAAAGAUGGGAUCUAUUCAACCCAUAAACAUAUUUCUCCGUCAAGAAAUUGACCGCAUGCAACAUGUUAUAUCAAGAGUUCGAACUACACUGACUGAUCUCAAAUUGGCUAUUGAUGGAACCAUAAUUAUGUCAGAAGAAUUGCAAGAUGCUUUAGAUAAUAUGUAUGAUGCUCGAAUUCCAAAACUAUGGUUUAGGAUUUCCUGGGAGUCAGCUACUUUAGGAUUUUGGUUUACUGAGCUUCUUGAAAGAAACCAGCAGUUCAGCAGUUGGCUGCAGGACGGCCGACCAAAUCAGUUCUGGAUGACAGGAUUCUUUAAUCCACAGGGAUUCCUAACAGCUAUGAGGCAAGAGACAACUCGCAUGAAUUUAGCAAAAGGGUGGGCACUCGACAGUGUUGUUUUACACAAUGAAGUGACCAAGAUGAUGAAAGAAGAUGUUGUUGGCCCUCCGCCUGCUGACAUUGGUGGGGUUUACAUAUAUGGCCUUUUCCUCGAAGGGGCAGGUUGGGACCGGAGAAACUGUAAGCUGGUUGAGUCAGCACCAAAGGUGCUGUUCACAAGCCUUCCUGUAGUCCACGUGUAUGCUGUUAGCACAACAGCACCACAGGACCCAAAGAAGCAACAAGGAAGCGUGUACUCCUGCCCUGUCUACAAGAAGCCCCGGAGAACGGAUCUGACAUACAUUUUCUCUUUGUCUCUGAAGACAGUGCAGAAUCCUGAUCAUUGGACUUUACGGGGGGUUGCACUGCUCUGCAAUUCAAAAUAA